AUGGACCACUUGCUCAUGUACUACUUGCUCUGGCUGGAUGGGCACACAAUCAUUCAGACGUGCUUCUCAUGCCUGUACUUGCAGGACCCAAAGCGGCUCCUAGCUCCAUUGCCUGAGCUUGCAUCGUUUGUUGAUGCAUUUCUUAUAGCAUGCCAACAUGCGUACGAUGCGGUGACUUCCGCUGGGGUCUUCGAUGACGAGGACUUCGUCCCGACAAUGUUUGGAGUUGACCUUCAGGCCUGCGUCUUCAGCAGCGACCCUCAGAAGGUCUCUACCCGCGCGCGAAGCGACUGCCAAAGGUUGCGCGCUGAAAAAGAUGAUCUCGUGGCUUGCCGCAUGGAGUUCGUCGAAAAGUACAUGCUUGCUCUUGUUGGCCUAACAGAAGGCCCAAGCCAAAGCAAAGCCGUGACGGCGCACUUGACCAAGUGCUUGCAGCUUCUAGAGAGGCUGGAGGCCACUGCAGAGCCCCCGAACGAGGAGGUUCUUCGGCGAUUUGAUGCAUCUACAAACAGGAAGCUGCUGGUCCCUGGCCCUCCUCGUACCGUGGAGUCGAUAAAGGAUCCCAAAGUUAUCUUCAAGAUGUGGAAUCGCCAUGUGCAAGAGCUGCUGAUGUGCACCUCGCUACUAGACAGGUCUUUGCACCAGCUGGUACAGGGCAUGGUCGUGCACAAGGAGUCGCCGAACGUGCUCGUCCGCUCCAUUGCCCAGCUGACUGUGGCAAAGGAUGGCCUUGUGAGGAGGUUACUCUUGGACUCCUUGGAGACCCAUUUGUUUCCCUCAGAGGCGAUGCAGCACUGCAAGCGCUUAGCAGAGCCUUUCAUCGCCCGUUGUGAGUCGAUGUUCCUGCAUCUCUUGAAGCUGGCACACCUAAAUGAAGCGCGACGCUUCAGAAGGAGUGCCCACGUGUUUCCUGACUUCAACGAGCUACAGCACGAGGCCUGGCGAUUGGAUGAAGCUUUGAAGGCGACCUUCGCUGCGAACCUUCGGCAAGAUGAAGCGAGCCCCACCAAGAUGACAUGUAUCCAAAGCCAGAGCUUCUUCGUGAUGCAGUUGCUGCAUGUUGCUGCGGAGCAGCGGCGGAGUUGCCAAUACCAAGACGUGGUUCCCAAUGCGGCUUUGCUAUAUCCGCGGCUCCCCGAAGAGGUGAUGAAGAUCGUCGAUGCGGCGCUGGAACUCUUUUCGCCAAAGCAGGCGACAGAGAACAGGAAAGUGGAGGUACAAUCGACCGUCCUGGGCGUGGAUCCAGGAGCUUCAACGAUCCCUACGUUUGCGGUAAUGGUGACCAAGCUAUUGCUGGGUUUCCAGCUGGACUUGUACGAUGAGGUGGAGCCUGCUGCUUGGGACAGCUUUGUUUCCGCAACUGGGUGGAUGCACAUUGGUCCUUCCGUCCCCUUGCCUCACUCAUUGCGUCCAGCAAUCAUGUAUGUGGACUACUUGCUUGGGCUACGUCUCUACAACCUCAACGAAAUCUAUUACUCAAAGGAAGUAACGGCGGGAGGUAGUAAGAAGAAGUCCAACGCCCGGCCGAAGGACUCGCUUGGGAAGCUGAAGCCCAGAAAUCCGCCUACAAGCUUGCUGUUGCUAGAAGCAACGCAAACCUUGGUUCGUGGGCUUUUUCGAGCUUUGGCCGUCUGCUGCCAUGGACUUUUGGGCAAGAACCCUCCUGCUGCCGUGGAAGCUGGCCUUUGCCAACGUUUUGUGUUGAGGUUCAGAAGCCUGGAGCAAUUCCGUCUGCCUCAUUUGCCCUCCUUCGAAGAUUUCAAGCAGUCAGCGGUCCUGGCUCAGGAGUCCGCAGAAAGACGCCCAGUGCUGGUUGCCGCCCAGAAUUCCUUUUUGGAGGCUGCGCAGCUUCUGGAAAGGAUACAGCCUGCAGUGAAGGAGGAGGGUGGCGAAACCCUCGCCUUGGCUCAGUCCCUGCGGCGGGUUGUCGUUGCAAACCAGUUGGGGGUCACACAGCUGCUUCGAUGCCUGGACUCCGGUGCAGAGGAGCUCGCUCGCAAAAAGGUAACCGUCGAGCUGGUACAUCAUUCACAGUUUGUGUCGAUCCAGGUCAUGGACAGGUGA
Messenger RNA from Symbiodinium pilosum, 2064 nucleotides. NCBI's taxonomy places the organism in Eukaryota, Dinophyceae, Suessiales, Symbiodiniaceae. The record is from the annotation of a GenBank genome assembly.